Pecten maximus is the source of this 4420-nucleotide messenger RNA. RefSeq lists its product as uncharacterized. NCBI's taxonomy places the organism in Eukaryota, Metazoa, Mollusca, Bivalvia, Pectinida, Pectinidae. The transcript has 4 exons. The record is from RefSeq and is a predicted model, not a curated record. The coding region runs from base 777 to 1643 and encodes 288 amino acids.
UAUCGAUUUUUUCCCUGUAAAACAGUGUAACAGCUUGGUUUUAAAGAUGGCUAUAUCUCCAUUAUAGAACAGCAUACGAAACGUUUUCUCUGUGAUUUUUUAGCAUUGAUACGUACGUCUACAACUCGACGAGGACGGGCCACGCCCUAGAAGAGCUCGAUUUGGACAUAUCGGGCGCGUUCGAUUCGCUACCGUGUGUUGUAGAUUCUAGUGACAUCUCUGUUGGAAGUCGUCCAGUGCUAUCCUGGGUAUUUCUGUGGUUAAGUAAGAUUGGCCGAAUCUCGUGUGGAAUGUCAUACCUAUACCAACGUUUGAUGAUAUUGAAAUUAAGUGUAUAACGGUCACGUGGGUAUUGGGAUUUUAAAUCAAUCGGAUUCGGUGAAUGAUAUAGGUAUAUUUAGUGUAGAUAGUGGCGUGCUAGGGCGUACUGUAAGCUACCAGCUUAUACCAUAUAAUGAACCUAUCGGAUUUUCUUAAUGACAAAAAAACGGAAUUAUAAAGAUUGUGUAUUGUUACGGAAGCAUAUAAACGUGUUGACCGAUCACGUGAUCAUGUGUCACAAGUAGAAUAUAUCUGGAAUACAGAAACUCUACAACAGCUGAAAAUUCAAGGUAGAGAAUCAAAGUGUUAAAGGAAAUCGGGAUUAUUUUGGAGCUAUAGGCCAGUGACCGAACUACAAGGAGGCUUGCUUUGUUUUUGUGCAUCAGUCAAAUUACAUCGUGCAUCACAAAGGAAGUUGCGCUUAAAUUGGUGAUUUUGAAAUAAUAUGGUUUCGCAUGGGAUUUGGAAUCAGCAAGCAGGUUACGAUCAACCAAAGGACCAAGGAUAGCCCCAGAAGCACCGUAAUCGUAUUCAGUAAGGAGGACGCGGAGGGUGUACUGCAGGGAGAAGCUACUGGGACCUACCUAUUAUACCGGGAUCAUGAUACCGACAGACUAUACCUGUCCUUGAGAUCGAGCGAUUAUGUUGAGCACCAUCGAGUAAAUUUCGAGGACAACCUGUAUUACAUGGAUAAUCAGCCAUAUCCCUACCUCGACUCAAUCGUCUUGUACCAUCAAAAACAUCGACUCAACGGCACCAAACUCACUCACCACGCGCAGCUAAGUGCUAGAACGGUGAAGAUGUUUACAAUGAAAGUUACAGCUCGAAACGGAAAUGUCGUCAGAGACGAUAGUGUGACGUCAGACGAUGACGAGGAGGAGGGUAAUGACGUCAGAAUACGCGGUAUAGAACACACAAAUGACAUGGUGCUUGGCAGGCAGCGAAUUAGCAAGUCCAGUGGUCGUCUGUGGAUGUCGGGAAUGCAAAAAUCCUUAAAGCGCAUGUCCGUCAGUGAAUCAUAUAACCUUCAAGAUGGCAGCUACUCAACACAUGAUCAUUCAAAUUCACUGAUUAAAGGAAACGGUCACGUGACUCAUUUAGCAGCAGACGAGUCGGAUGAGUCGGACGAUCUGGAUGAUGUGAGAAAAUAUAUUUUUGAAACGGAGGAAGGACUUGGAGAAGACAAUAGUGCAUCGAAUAACAAUAAAGUGUCCGGGCGAUAUUCCGGAUAUGUUGUAGACGAAGCAGACAUCGAAUUGUGCGAUGACCAAACGUCAUCACUUGGAGACGAAUCUAAUAUAAUAUAUUGUAGUCAUUUAUAAGAGGUAGAUCUCGAGAUUUUAACACAUGCAUCAAAAAGAAACGUUGACGUCAUUUGCCUCAGAAACACGUGCAUUUCCUAUAGAUAAUGCAUACCCUAGUACAAAUUAGAUCGGAUAAAGCAUUUCUAUAUUACACACAACAAAUAUCAGGCAUAAGCAAGUCUAUUUAUGAAGGACAAGGUAUUCUCGGAUUCAAAUUAGAAUAUUAUACUUAAUGAUGAAAAUGAUCCAUCUUUUUAUUUAUUUAUUAUAAACAUUAUUUUUCAUGACACUUCUUUAACAGGUGUUUUUCCCCAAAAUAAUUGACAUCUGACCCAUUUUAAAGGUAGAGAGACUACGUCCCAUGUAUAUGUUAAAACUUACAUAGUAAGUAAAAUUAUAUACACGUGGUUAUAUAUACACCACGUAUAUCAGUUCUAGGGGUUUAUUUUCAGUUCAUAAUAUUUUACUUUCUAUUUAGUCCGAAAGUUUGAACAUAAAGACAAAUGACCGAAAAAGACUUUUUACUUAUAUUGCCAGCCGUUCAAAAAACAUCAAUAUUUAUGUAGAUAUUUAGCUCUAAUCGACUUUAACGUUUUACAUCAUGUUGAUUUGUGAUCUGUCUGUGUUUUACGUUAGAGUUUUAUUUUUAUUUUGAUAAGCUAACAAGUACUUACCUUCAUUUAUAGCGCGGUGACAAUUUGUUUACUUUUGUUAUAAAAAAAACUUCAUCUAUAUGAUAGAAAAACUAGGUACAUUUCUCUGAAAUAUUACGUUAAUCUAAAUUAUAUUGUUAUUUUAUAUUUAAUGAUUGUAUAAUGUUAAAGUAUCUAAUCAAUUUAAAUAUCAAUGAAUAUGAGAUUGUAAAUUGUUUUGCCCGUUACGUCGUCGACAGACGUUUAUAGACAUAUUCUAGCCAAGUCAAUACCACAGAUAUAUAUCAUGUUUCGUUGUACUAAUCACUGAAGUUCAUCAUUUUCUCAUCGUUCGAAAUAUGAGAUUGUUGACAAAUUUUCUAUGCAAGUCUUGUCAUAUUCUGUAUCUAAGAGUUAUCGCCCCUAACUAUUUCCUUUUGUGAAGUUACAUUUUUGCGAUUAUGUUUUCAAAGCUUUAAAUUCGGAAUGAACUUAUAUGUAUGGCACAGUUAUCGUGGUACUAUAUACAUGUAAUACUGACUUUUAAUGAUGUGUCUAAAUCGAUACUAACCGAGAAAGAGUUGGUGACGUUGAUACUUUUUUGUAUCAUUUUUCAUGUUCUUUAGGAACUGAAUAAUCGUAAUAUCAUACAAGCAUGCUGUACGUAUAUUAAAUUAUGGCGUUUUCAUCAUUCAAUAUUUUAGAAUAUGUUCAAAGGAAUGACAUGGUUUGGCUGAUAGAAUUAUGACGUUAUAGUAGAAGUGACGUCAUAGAGAUCAUAUUUCCCUGCUAAAAUCUCUUACAUAUAUAUUCUUUAAACUAUUACAGAUACACGUAUAUCUAAGUAUUUAUAUCAUGUUAAAACAAGAACUAUGUCGUCUACGCACAAAGGACGAAAUCCAAAACACGUUUUCGCACGACAAAUCAUAUACAAUAUAUAUAUAUAGUAAUUGUUACUUAUGACGUAACAAUAACCCUGGCAUUUUCUCAUUAUUAUGACGUCACAAUAACCGUGGCGUUUUCUUGAGACGGACAAUCCAGUUCACAUGAACCUUAGUAUUUAUAACGAGAGAAUGCUGUUUUACUUUCGUUGAUUUUUUUUUCAAGUAUUUUUCACUCACAUUAUGGAAUAUCUUGUUUAAACAUUUAUGAUAUACUACUGUAUAUAAAAAUCAGCUGAUCAAUCUCCAUUUAUAAACGAGCGUAUUAACGGUAUAUAUAUAUAUGGGUAACGGAUACCAUAAACUUUAUAUUUACUACAUACUUGUAUCUAUAUAUAGUAAUACCGAGUACUUAUGUGUCAGACUUCCUGAUGUCGCCAAUAUAAGUCGAAUAAAUUAUAGAUAUCUAGCUAAACCACCACUUCUUGUUCUGGGUUUUAUACCGGGAACAGACAACAAUAAAAAAGAAAUCCUUGCAACUUAUGGCGCCGUGAAUUAUACCGUCACAACAUUUUUAUCAGACUCAAUAAAUGAUAUAAAAUAUAUCCUAAACUGGCAGGAUAGGAACAUAAAUGUAUAUUGUUUUACGGGAACAUUUGUUUACUCUAGAUAAGUAUAAACAAAGGGUUGUAUAUACGUUCAUAUACUUUUCGCAAAGAAGACAAUACUAUCUAUAAUCUAUCAUAAAUAUUAAGGUUAUAUAUAUAUAACAUAGUAAUACAAAUGACGACAAUUUCAUGACUCGUGUCCUGACUGGGCCUCGAACUCACGAUCUACGGCACUUAAUCGCCUAGCCAGAAAUACUUGAAUCUUAUUUCACAUCACUACAUGUAGUUUCACGUUCUUAAAAAAAGAACUCUUCAAUGGCGCAGUGAUGAUUGACAUAGUAAUAUAAAUGAUACUGAGACCUUUUUCAGUUACAAUUCAUUUAUUUUUCCAGAACUUAAAUCUUUAAACGAAAGGAUGAACUCCGGCCUUGACAUUGGGAGGGCUAAUAUUGAUACCUUGACAUUGAGAGGGCCAAUAUAGUGACCUUGACGUUGGGGCCGACCUUGACAGUGGAAUACCAAGCUGUCUUUGAGAGAAGAGGUGAACAUUUCUCAUUAAAUAAUAUCAUAGUAUAAAUGUGUAACGUAUGACGUCUGUGUAUUACAAUGAUGUAAACUAUAAAAACCUGUAUAAAUAUACUCAAGACACGUAAUAAAAGUAUUUUUUAAAUUAA